Messenger RNA from Patella vulgata (common limpet), 3032 nucleotides. RefSeq names its product U8 snoRNA-decapping enzyme. The record is from RefSeq and is a predicted model, not a curated record. The transcript has 4 exons. Lineage: Eukaryota; Metazoa; Mollusca; Gastropoda; Patellidae. Bases 73 to 744 code for a protein of 223 amino acids. Gene Ontology annotation, cellular component: nucleus. Gene Ontology annotation, biological process: sno(s)RNA catabolic process; mRNA catabolic process. Gene Ontology annotation, molecular function: phosphodiesterase decapping endonuclease activity; snoRNA binding.
CCUGCCCAGCUGUAACAUCGGGGAGAAAAUCCGCAAAGUUAUGAAAUUUAUUUUCUAAUCAAAGAAGCCCAAAUGGAAAUGGAAAAGCCAACAUGGGGAUGGCUUGAGCCAUUUGAAAAAUUUGGUCAACUGGGUGAUAAAGAAUCAGAUUACAAGAAAGUAUCGUAUGGUGACAGCACAACAAAAUAUUCAACAUGUACCCAUGCAGCACAUGGAAUGAUUUAUGCCUUAGACAGUACAAAGGUUUGGGAUUUGUAUGAAUCCAGGGCAGCAAUUUUGAUGCAGAUGCGAUUUGAUGGUGUGUUAGGAUUUCCAGGAGGUCUUGUUGAUGCAGGGGAAAAUCCUGCUGCUGCACUGAAUAGAGAGAUGAUUGAGGAAAUUAAUAUUGAUACUUCGAAACAUAAUUUUAAUGAUAAAGAUCAUUUGGUAACAUAUCUUCAUGAAGAAAAGAAUCUGGUUUUGCAUUUCUAUACUAAAAAAGUAGAUCUGACAGAAUUCCAUACUAUUGAAAGACGAAAUCUAGAAGCGAAAGAAUAUGGUAUUGAGACUUUUGGAAUUAUACGACCCCCGCUGUUUACUAUGGGUGAUAAUCUACGAGGAUUUCCAGCUUUCUUGAGCAACCAAUUUGCAGGAAAUUCCAAAGAAGAACUAUUAUUGGCAUUAUGUGCCACCAACAUAAUGACGAAAGAUGAAAUAGAUAUAGCUGUAGAAGCUAUGAAAAAACAUAUUCGAUCUCUCCAGUAGUUUUAAAAUAGUUAAUGUAUUUAUUAUUGUCAUCACCCCUUUUGGUCUACACUUCUUAAGUGUACUCACUCCUCACUGAUUUUUGUAAAAUCGUUAGUAUUGUGGUGAAGAUGGUCCCUAUUUUGUGCCUUUUUGUAAAAUUAACACCUGUGUUGUGGUGGUCAGUCACUGACUGUUAAUAGUGUACAUUACCAAACUCAUUUUCACAGUACAGAGUUCUGUUUUUCAUCAAUCUUCAACACAAUUUACAUUGCUGCUCCUAGCCUUCACUGAAUUUCAUCAAAUGUUCAGGGAUAGUGGGUAUUGAGGUAUAGAUGUUCCCUAUAGAUUUUGUGCAUUUUCGAAAUUCCAUAUCGGGAUAAUGAUGUUUUCCCCCAAAGUGGUUCCUUGGUUAAUGCCUGUGAUUUAUGUGAUAGUUCUUAAUUGAUUUUGGUAUUGGGGUAAAGAAUGUCCAUAUCAUUAGCAUUUUUGAAAAUAUGGUUCCAGAGUUGUUGUCCAUGAAUUAUGCUAUUGUGUAUAAACUUGAAUUACGCAUAUACUUGAAUUAUGCAUAUACUUGGUAGAUUUUAAUAGUUAUUACUGGACUAAAGAUGAUUACUGUUGAUUUUGAGAGUUUCAAAAAAGUACUUCCAGAGUAGUGAUUGUUGAUAAAUGGGUAUUAACUUAAUGUAGCCGUUGUUAACCAAUUUCUCAAAAUAUCAGAAGCAAGGUUUUAUUAUUAAAGCCCAGACAAAGAAGCUGUUGGUUGGCUAUAUGUUACCAUGACUGGUAACCUAUAGUGAUUUUUUGUUGUGUUUUUUUUUUUUUUUUAUGGGUGUUUUAAGAGUUUUAGAUAUAUGUGGGUGUAAUUUUAUCUUUUAAUAUUCCUGGGGUGUGCCAUAUUAAAUUUUAUAUAUACGGGUACAAGAUUUUUGAAAAAGGAGACGUGUACACUGUACCUUGAAAAGGUGUUUGUUGGUUACUGCAGGGUUAGCGUAGAGUAACAUAGUUGUAGUCAAAUGCAGGAAAAGGUGAUUUACCCCACCUUACAUCAGUUACUUUGUGAGAUCUGCUCCAAACUUUGACCUAUGAGAGUAGCUCCCCUUUAAUGCACUAUGAGAUUGACGCUUACAAAAGAGGAUUCACGAUACUAGAUCUUUCUUGUCUGCGAUAUCACCUCGGUGGAAGCGGACGUAAAAUACAACUAACUCAUCACUAGAACUUUGUACAAUCUGGAAAAUAUACUUCUCUAGGGUUAGGGUUCGGGUUAGGUUUACAAAUUAUAUGUGGAUUGUGGUUAAAACUAUUCUGAAGGGUUAGGGUUAGAAUUGUGGGUACAAAGAUCUAGUAUUGUGCAAAGAGGAUGCCAAAAUUUCUACCAUGAGUAAGUAAGAAGUAAGUUAGGAAUGAGUCUGUCUACCUAAUAAUUUAAUCCUGGUACGUAAUAGAUUAUCAUGGAGCACUAAUUCUUAUGUAUGACAGAGUCAACCACUGAGCUGCACAUGCGACAUGCAAUAGCACCAUACACGUGGGAGGGGUUUGUUGUCAAAUUUGACACUUCAAGGAAGGGUUGAUGAAAACUGCCGCAUGCUGGUUUAUCUAUCCAUAUUUGCUUUCCUAUCGGUUCUUGCAUAAGAUUUACUGUUUAGCGUAUCAUUGCUUUAGUGUGUUGCGUUUAAUUUGAUCGGGAGGCGUGUUCGUCGAUGUCAACGUCAACCAACAACAUUGCAAGAAUUGACCGUGGCACUGCAAGAGGAGUGGGUCAGAUUGCCCCAAAUCGUGAUUAGACGGUUGAUUAGUAGCAUGCCACGAUGAAUUGCUGAAUGUCUUAGGAUUGGUGGAGCAAUUACUCAUUAUUAAGACAAAAAUCAAAAACGUCCAUUUUCACAUUUAAUGGUGUAUCUCUUUGCGAGUGAAAUGGGGCCGUCAGAUAAGCCGCCCAUAUGAACUGUUUAUGUUCAUGUGUAGGUAAUUGGCCUGUUAUUAACAUACACUGGUUACCUCUAAUAAAAACAGCAGUGCAUUUCCAAUGUUUUGUAUUGUUUCUGAAUAUCCCGGUAUCCCCUACUUUUUUUGAAGAGUAUAUUAAUCUAAAAUCCUGAUAGUUAAUAGCUUAUAGUUAUGAUGCCAAAUAAAAGAAAUUAUCUAAAGAUUUUUUUUUUAAUGUCCUGGUGGCUAAUGGCUUUGAUAUGAAAUGUUUGUAUAAGAUAUCAGUAUUCAAGACAAAAAGCCUCGGAAUAGUUUAUAAGUACAUGUAUAUUUUUAUAUUCUAUUAUAUUUUAUUUUUGUUAACUAUUUAUUUUAUCAAA